Molecule: messenger RNA, 871 nt
Organism: Babjeviella inositovora NRRL Y-12698
Lineage: Eukaryota; Fungi; Ascomycota; Pichiomycetes; Serinales
Exons: 1
Coding region: 262-540 (92 amino acids)
Source: RefSeq, a predicted model, not a curated record
GACAGAGAAAGAGAUUUCAGGUGCAGGAAACGACGCGUACCCUGGCUAGGUGCAGCGUAUCGGGUGAGGCCUCUGGCGGCAUACGCAGGAAAUAGAGCCAUCGGUGGCUAGGACAUGCGUGCGUGCAUUGCUACAUCUCAGAUUACUCCCGGACCUCACGGACCCAUUUUUCAGAGUAUGCACGAUGCCGGAGUAUACGGUGGGGGGGUAACGUGAAGAUCAGAGGGCUAUAUUCAACCGUCUAGGAUCUAGGUAUCCGGAAUGGGCUGUAUUUAUUGGAGUGUAAGCUUGGCCGCUGAGUAUGUUAUUUUUUCCAUUUUGGGACUAAAACAAGGAGGUUCAGUGUCAAAUUGCAGCCCUGUCACUAACGUGUCCCCCGUGUAUGCCUGGGGCGCCAGGGUGACAGCAGCAGAGUCACGAUUGAUCCGCAGAACCUGGUGUGGCUGGUGCAAAGAUAGCUUGAAGCACAGUCCAGAUACAAGAAAGGAACACGAACUAGCGAGGGUGGUGUGUUCUGAUACAAAAAUCUACGAAUUCUAGAACCUCGUUGUCAGGCUUAUGUAAUCUGGGAAGUUAACAGGGCCAUUUGGAGAUUGUACGAAUUAGAUUUUGGGCCAGGCGUGGCUAAAUCCGCGGGCCUUGCCGGUGACCUUGCCGGCGGCCUCACCUCCUGGGGCUGAUUUUUUACUGUCCUUGCACAAAUCAGCUCAAGUGUUCGACGCUGCAUAGUUUUAAACGUUUUGCGCCGUUGGAUAUACGCAUAAGAUAGCAUGUAGUGAACCAGGGGAUUUCUCGGAACGUUCGGGUAUGGUUUAGAAAUUGGCGUGUGGCGCAGACCUAUGCACGGGCCCGAAAAUGUCACACCACUCAC